AUGUUGGGAGUUAUUCCUAGGAUUAUUUCUGAAGAACACGAGGCUUUUGGGAGGGGCAGAUCAAUCUCAGACCAUCUUCUUUUGGCUCAGGAAGUUUUUAACAAAGUUAGAUUUUCUAAAGAUUUUAAUGGGUUCUUAGCAAUCAAAGUGGACAUGAAGGAAGCAUAUGAUAGCAUGUGCUGGGCAACUUUGGAGAAGAUGAUGACAGAGUUGGGGUUCCCUACCAGGUUUAUUCAUUUGGUGAUGGAAUAUGAAAUUUUGCUGUUUAUGGAAGCUAAAGUGAAUGGUAUGAAGAAGGUUAGAGAGAUUAUGAAGAAUUAUUGCAAGUGGACAGGUCAGAGUAUCAACUACCAUAAAUCUACCUUGGUUUGUGGUAGUUUGAUGGAUAGGAGGAGGAGGAUGCAGAUUUCCAAAUUUAUGGGAAUUAGAUUAGUUGAUGAGUUUGAGUAUUUGGGUAUCAAAUUGGCAUUGAGACGUUUAAGGAGGACUUUCAGACUGGUUUUGGUUAAAUCAGUUUAUCUUUCUCUUCCAAUUUUUAUCAUGUCUCACUCUCUUAUUCCGAUGAAGAUGUUGAUGGAAUUUGAGAAGAUUUGUAGAGGUUUUAUCUGGAAUAAAUGUGAUGGAAAGAGGGGCAUUCAUUAUGUGGCUUGGGAGCAAAUCUGUAAGCCAAAAAAGUUUGGAGGAUGGGAUGUUAAUUCAGCUGUAGCGAGGAGGAAUACUAUGAGAGCCAAAUUUGCAUGGAAGAUGAUUGAUAAGCCAGAUUCUCUUCUGAGUAAACACCUCACUGCUAAGUAA
Molecule: messenger RNA, 795 nt
Organism: Dendrobium catenatum
Lineage: Eukaryota; Viridiplantae; Streptophyta; Magnoliopsida; Asparagales; Orchidaceae
Exons: 3
Coding region: 1-795 (264 amino acids)
Source: RefSeq, a predicted model, not a curated record